This is a messenger RNA of Patella vulgata (common limpet), 1763 nucleotides long. RefSeq names its product prenylcysteine oxidase 1. Gene Ontology annotation, biological process: prenylcysteine catabolic process; prenylated protein catabolic process. The transcript has 5 exons. The coding region runs from base 66 to 1565 and encodes 499 amino acids. NCBI's taxonomy places the organism in Eukaryota, Metazoa, Mollusca, Gastropoda, Patellidae. The record is from RefSeq and is a predicted model, not a curated record. Gene Ontology annotation, molecular function: prenylcysteine oxidase activity.
GGCUUUGUAAAAAUUUACCAUAUGCAGACAAAACAAGUAGCCAAAAUAUUUAUAGUUGAUUCAAGAUGUGGAGGUAUAUUGUGUGUAUUCUACUGAUCUUUAGUAUGGCUGGCCCUAGUAUUCAAGAUGAAGAAGAUGACCAAGAAGCCACCAGGAUAGGUAUAAUAGGUGGUGGAAUCAGUGGUACUUCAACAGCUUAUUAUUUACGGAAAUUGUUUGGAGAUGGCGUUAAGAUUGAUCUGUUCGAGAGUGAGAGAGUUGGAGGGAGAUUAGCCAACAUUAAUAUAGAUGGAGUAGAAUAUGAAGCAGGGGGAAGUAUCCUUCAUCCAAAAAAUAAAUACAUGGUCGAAUUCGCAAAACAGUUUGGAUAUGAACAGCGGACAUCCACUGGUGGAAGAAUGGCUUUAUACGGUAAUUCUGGUGUUAUUAUAGAAAGCUGUUCUUGGAAUCUAGUAACCAUGGCUAAAUUCUUUUGGAGAUAUGGUUUUGAUGUCUCGAACAUAGAAACAUUUCUCAAAGAAACAUUCUUUGACAAGUUUGAUAGAAUUUACAAUUUACAAGAUGAAGGUUUGGCUUUUACAACUGUUGAAGAAUUACUUCGAGCAAUGGAUGAAUCCUUUGUUAAUUUUACCAAAAUAACUCUCCAAACCUUACUGGAAGAAAAAGGCUACUCCGAAAGAUUUAUUAAUGAAAUAGCCAUGGGUGCACUGAGAACAAACUAUGGACAGACUACAAAUGUGCAUGCCUUUGUAGGGGCUGUAUCCCUGGCUGGAGUUGAGAAAGGGUUAUGGGCAGUCAAGGGAGGUAACUUCCAAAUACCUGAGAGACUAUUGAAGAAGUCCAAGGCUACGCUGAUCAAUGCCGAGGUAACACAGGUGAUAUUACAGAAAGACAGUACUGAUGUUUCUUAUGAAGUGAAUUAUAAAAAUACAGCUGACGGCAAAACUAACAGUAGAGAGUAUGAUAUCGUCGUAGUUGCUGCACCUUUCAGAAACUCUGAAAAAAAUAAAAUAGAAUUUGUGGAUUUUCCGACAGAGAUUCCAUCAUCGAUCACAGACUUCCACAGAACAUUAGCCUUAUUUGUUCAAGGUACGCCCAAUUAUACAACAUAUGGUUUUAACAGUGCUGAUGAUUUUCCAGAAUCAGUCUUAACGACAAAUGAAUCUAUUUUUUGGAAUAGUUAUGGUAAACAAUCCUCGGUUUCAGGCAAAAAACAUCUCGAGAAAAAAACAGAUCCAACGGAGGAUGACAUAGUUUCUAAAAUAUUUUUAAACAAAGUUCCCACCGAGGAACAAGUGAGACUUUUGUUUCAAACACGUAAAGAAUUGAGACUUGUCGACUGGCUUGCUUAUCCAGAGUACAAACCUAAUAUGGAGUUACCUGCCUUUGUACUGUAUGAUCAAUUGUAUUACGUUAAUGCCAUAGAAUCGGCUGCUUCAGCCGUGGAGAUGGAUGUUAUAGGAGCCAGAAACGUAGCAAAUUUAGCCUAUAAUCAUUGGAAUAAUAUUUUUGAUAAAGUUGAUGAAAUAAAUAUUAAAAGUGAACCCAAGAAAGAAGAAUUAUAGUUCAGAUAUAUUUUAGUUAUGAGUUAGUUGGUAUAUUGAUUUGUAUAUGAUGGAUGGAUAUGUGUAAUAUGUGUAUGUCGUAAAAUGUUUUUAAAAGAAACUAAGAUACAUUUUCCCAUGUAUUAUAAUCAGACUAAUUGAUUAAAGCUGAUUAAGGAGAAAUAUAAAUAAUUUAAUUUCUUUUUUGUAUCAAAGGGU